Molecule: messenger RNA, 2749 nt
Organism: Mytilus californianus (California mussel)
Lineage: Eukaryota; Metazoa; Mollusca; Bivalvia; Mytilida; Mytilidae
Product: D-beta-hydroxybutyrate dehydrogenase-like
Exons: 8
Coding region: 1467-2249 (260 amino acids)
Molecular function (GO): oxidoreductase activity
Source: RefSeq, a predicted model, not a curated record
UUUAAAUAUAUCAUUACAUGCUUAAGGACUAUUCAAGACAUAUUGAUAAAUACCUCAUAAAACUUGACUAAUAAUAAAUCUGUUAGUUCUGGAUGUUAUAGCAAAUAUUCAGACAUAAAAACACCCUACAUACAUAAUACAAACAUACUUCUUUAUAUACAUAUACAUUUUGUUAAAACUUCAAGUCCAAAAUGCACUUAAAUGUUUUACAUAUAUAUAUGGUGGGCACUUCAAAAACAUAGUUACAGGAAGACAAAAAAACCUAGCUGUGCUUUCCUUAAUAAGAGUUUGAAUAAACUGUUUGAACUGAAAGUAAACUCACAUUUAUAUUUUUUAACAGUCUAAUACUAUCACUGAAUGAAAAACUCAAAAUAAUUUUAUGCAUUUUGUUGUAUUCAAUUGAUUUAGAUUACACGAUUCAAAAUAGCUACAUUUUUAAGAUACAAGCAAUCACACGAUUUGCCUGAAUGCUAAAAAGGGAACAGACACAUGGGAGCAAUCAAGAACAAAGUCGACAGACGAACCUAUGACAAAACCAUCAACAAAGAAAGACAAAAAACAGUUCACAGUUCUACAUAGAAAAAUAUUAAUCAUGCCAGAAGGCUAAGAAAUCCCUGCUCCAAUAGUUGUACCACCUUGUUGCUCAUGGCAAGUAAACCUCAAUUGAUAUAAGUCACAUACGACGAAAAGAGAACGAACUUAUUGCUAUGAUCAGUUGACCGUGUCAUCUUCGUCACAGAUAUUCUAAAACAGCAUUAGUGUUCAAGGAUCCUUUUAGUAUUUUUAUUGUUAUUUGUAUCACCGACUUGACAGCCUUAACCACAUUGUAACAUAUAUAGCUAUCUUCGUAUCUGUUCACACAUGUAUAUCUCAAUCAGAUAAUCCAUGGGUUUAAACGUCAUUUUAAAUAAAUAAGAUAGAGGAUGAUUUUCUAAUGAACUAUAUAAGGUAAAUUGUAUAAAUAGUUAUAGUUCUUUUGCACUAUAUAGUUCAUAUUGUACUCUCAAAAACAAACUGCAGUUAUUUGUCACAUUAAAAAUUAUAUCAGUCAAGAUUUAUACUGUUAACGUUAACGAAAAACAUUUCUUUAUGCAAAUUCUUAAUUUUUUUUCUCACAUACUUAACAAUGAAAGAUAUUAACACAAAAUUCGUAUAUGUUUACAUAUAUAAAUUGAUACGACGACAUAAUCACAACCUGAGCUGAAUUUAUAUCUGAAUUUUGAAUCAGAUGUUUUUCAUAAUAAAUGCGAACGCACACAAUUGUUUUUCAAUUAUACAAUGUAAUCUAAACCUCAAACAUAAGUAUGUUAAUUGUUGAGACAGAGAAUUGCAACACUGAUUUCGUAAUUGAAAUAAAAAUCUUAAACUAUACAGCUGUGUUCUUAAAGGAAAUCCAUCCUCAUAGAUUUCGUUUUGUAUUCAAUGUAUUUGAAAUAAAUUUGCUGUAGGAAAGAUAGCCCUGUAUCAUGGAAGGGAAAAUCGCUGUAGUAACAGGAUCAACCACUGGCAUAGGACUCGGUGUCGCUCGGCAUUUAGCUAAUCUUGGAUGUAAUGUUGUUCUCACAGGACUCGGAGGUGCAGCUUUAAUAGAUGAUAUAGUAGAGGAGUUCACUAAAAGAUAUGCUGGUAAAACAUAUUUUGUUCCAUGUGAUUUGACAAAAGAGGAUGAAAUCAAGAUAUUCUGCACGAACAUUUGUAACGUCUUCCCAGAGGGUAUAGAUAUUCUGGUAAAUAAUGCAGGAAUCCAGUUUACAGCAAGCAUAGAAACUUAUCCACUAGAUACAUGGAAUAAUAUGAUGGCUGUUGGUCUGACAGCUCCCUUCUUGUUGAUACAAAAGUUCUUACCAAAAAUGAAAAAAAAAGGAUGGGGAAGAAUCAUUAACAUGGCAUCCAUGAUGGGUAUUAUAAGUGGACCACAAUUGGCUGCCUAUAGUGCCUGUAAAUCAGCAUUAAUUGGACUUACAAAGGGUGUUGCACUAGAAGCCGCCCCGCACGGUGUGACAUGUAAUGUAGUCUGUCCAGGUUAUUCUGAUGCACCAAUAUUUUAUCACAAAAUAGAAAAGCAUGCUGUUGCAAAUUCUCUGUCUUUUGAUUGUGCUAAGGAAGAACUGUUUAGUACACUCAAUCCACACAAGAAACCGAUAACAGUACAAGAGAUUGCUGAGCUGGUGUCGUUUCUUUGUACUUCCGGUGCUGACAGUAUGACUGGUUCUCCAAUAUUAAUGGAUGCUGGAAAUACAGUUAGAUAGAUUACUGAGCUGGUGUCGUUUUUUACUCAAGAUAAGGAGAUUGAUCACUAAAUUUAGACUAAGUGAUCACUCCCUCUUAAUUGAAAAGGGGAGAUAUUUUAAAAUCCCAAGAGAGGAACGACUUUGUCAUAAAUGUAAAAUACUAGAGGAUGAGAAACAUUUUUUACUCUAUUGUGAUUAUAAUAAAACACUAAGAAAUGCCUUUGUUGAACACAUAUGUACUGAAAAUAAUAACUUUAAUAAUUUAAAUGAAGAAGAAAAAAAUCAUUAUUUACUAAAUCCAUCAACGCCUUUACAAACAAAUCAGUUAGGAUCCUUCUUGAAAAAGUCAUUAGAACUGAGGGCAGGGGACUCUUAACAGAUUGUUUGUUUUUAUAAAAUUUUGAUGCUGUUUUUAUUGUGUUUGUUUGAUAUGUAUGUAUAUAUGUUUAUUGUGUUAAUACAUGUUGGUCACAAACUGUAAAGUUUAUACGACAAUGAAAUAUUUGAUUUGAUUUGAU